Selaginella moellendorffii is the source of this 2541-nucleotide messenger RNA. RefSeq lists its product as uncharacterized. The record is from RefSeq and is a predicted model, not a curated record. The transcript has 3 exons. The coding region runs from base 121 to 2031 and encodes 636 amino acids. NCBI's taxonomy places the organism in Eukaryota, Viridiplantae, Streptophyta, Lycopodiopsida, Selaginellales, Selaginellaceae.
ACCGCCGGCGGUACGCAGCCGGCGGCAGCAUCCUCCGCCGCGGCGGCUGCCAAGGAGCGCGACUACAUCUGGACCGAGGACGCUGUGCACGUCCUCCUGGAUCACUUCCUGGAGAAGUACAUGAGCUACGAGAAGGGGAUGAUCCGCAACGCCGACUGGGUGGAGAUCGCGCAGCGCGUCAACCAGCAGCUGGAGGGGAACAAGCCCGUCAAAACGCCCGAGCAGUGCAAGAACAAGGUGGACAAUCUCAAGAAGCAGUACCGCAAGGAGCGGCGGCGCGGAUCCCUUGGCCCCUCCAGCACCAAUUGGGCAUUCUUCUCGCGGAUGCACGACAUCUUCGAGAGCGAUUACAAGAAAACAGGGGGUGGUGGCGGCGGUGGAGGUGGCGGCGGCGGAGGAGGAGGAGACCGAGAUCCUGGCGGCGCGAGCGAGGACGUACCACCGCAAAACAAUUCCAAUCCCGCCCCCGCCGCCGCCGCGGCUGCCAACAACAUCGAGGACGCCCACCACCACCACCGCUUGCGAUCCGCGGUGGUGCCGGAUCACUACCUGGCGUCGCGCGAGUUCAUCCGCAAGCAGCAGGAGGAGCUGAUGCAGUACAACAAGCGGCCAUCGCGGCGGAGCGAGACGCCGCCACCGGGGUCUGGCGGCGCGCCGAUCUCCCAGCAGCACCACCCACACCACCACCACCACCACCCCAUGAUGCUACUGCCCGAGUCCUCACACAUGGCCUUCCCGCCGCACGCAUCCAAUCACCACCACCGCGAGUCCGGCAGCACGCCCGCGCGGAAAAAGGCCAAGUCGGACCGGCACGAGCAGCACGGCGUCCCGCACGGCAUGACGCACGGCAUACCGCAGCGACACCACGACCAGCGGCACUUGCAGCCGGCGGGGCCGCCGCAGCACCACGCGGAGGGAUCGGGGCCGCCGUCGUCGGACUCGGGCGGCGGGGGUGGUGGCGGUGGAGUGGCUGCCGUGGAGGGAUCCACCAAGCACGAGCGGAAGCUCCACCGGCACCAGCUCGCGGCGCUGCGGCGCGACUUCAUGGAGGGAUUCACGGGCUUCGCGGAGGUGAUGCUCAAGAUCGAGGUGGCCAAGAUGGAGAUGCAGCGGGAUCUGGAGCGGCAGCGGGCGGAGAUGGAGCUCCACCGCACGCAGAUGAUGCUGAGCAACCAGCUCCAGCUCGCAAAGUACCUCAAGGCCAGCCCGAUACCGCACGGCAUGCCGCCCGACGGCGGCGGGGCGGGCCCCUUCUGGCCAAACUUCGGCUUCACCGACGCGAAUGCCAAUACCGCCGGCGGUACCGGCGGCACGCCGCGGCUCCAGCUCGCCAUCCCGAUCUUCCCGGACUUUACCGCGCUGGAUGCCGUGGGGCCUUACGAGGUACUGCAUUUGCUCCCCAACGUGGAGGUGCUGUUUGUGAGCCACCAGCCUGGGCUGUACGCCGCCGGCAUGGGAAUGCUCACGUUGCAAGCCACCGCGUCAUUCGACCAAGUGACGCGGCCGCAAAUCCUCGUCGUGCCUGGCGGUAUGGGCACCCGGAGGCUGCUCCAAGACCGAGUUAUACUCGACUGGAUCCGAAAGGUUCACGAGCAUACCCUCUACACUGCUUCCGUUUGCACUGGAUCGCUGCUGCUCGGUGCUGCCGGAUUGCUAAAAGGGAUCGAGGCAACCACGCAUUGGAACUCGCAUGAGCUGCUAGCGGAAUUUGGAGCCAAGCCAGUAUCCUCGAGGAUAGUCCGCCAGGGGAAGAUCAUCACUGCUGCUGGAGUGUCCGCUGGGAUCGACAUGGCUCUUCAGCUGGCCGCCCUUCUAACGGACGAGGCCACCGCCAAGACGCUCCAACUUUUCAUCGAGUAUGAUCCUCAGCCUCCGUUUGACAGCGGCUCGGUGGCCAAGGCCGGGCCCGAGGUGGUGAGCAGGGCCAAAGAACUGUCAUCCAAGCGACUCCAAGCCGUGGCUGGUGCCAGUGCUGCUGCUGCCGCUGCCGCCGCCGCCGCUGCUGCUGCUACUUCCAGAGCUCCAGCGUGAAGCAGAGAGAAGAAAAGUCUACUUGUUCUACGAUGCUGCUGCUGCUGUUGUAUGUACCAAAAGACGAUAGAGGAGAGUGAGGGAGGGAGACGAAGAGCUCUAGAAUCGAGACGAGGAACGAGCAGCGAACGACUGGAAUAUCCUUCUGCUUUGGUCGGGGAGAGAGAUGAUCCAGUUUUCCAAGAACACAGCCGGAGAAAGAGAGGCUCCACAGCUCGAGAGUUUCCAUUGAUCAUUGGUACGCUGCUGGGGCUCUCGCUCUCUUUUCAUCUCUUUCUUUGCUCCAUCUCUUUUUCUUCCCGCGGGACUAACAGUUCUUCUCUGCUAGCUCUCUCAGCUCUCUAAAUUUUUUGUUCGUUUUCUUUUUUUCUUGGGCUCUCGUUCAUACCGAUUUGUGUACCGCUGCUGCUGCUGAUUGAUUGACAUCACUGUGCGUUUCUUCGUUUUUUUCCUUAUAUAAAUUCUUGGUAGCCUCUGAGACGAAUAAAGAAGAAAAGAACUUCCUUCCUC